Molecule: messenger RNA, 345 nt
Organism: Naegleria gruberi
Lineage: Eukaryota; Heterolobosea; Eutetramitea; Acrasida; Naegleriidae
Exons: 1
Coding region: 1-345 (114 amino acids)
Cellular component (GO): plasma membrane
Source: RefSeq, a predicted model, not a curated record
AUGUCAAAAGUAUCUUCCUCUACCAACCAAAACAAUCUGUCAACUACCUCAAAAACCAUUCCUUCUAACUAUGAAGAAUAUUUGAAAAUUCAAAAAGCCCAUAGAGAUCGUCAAGAUGAACAACUCGAUCGAUUGUACAAUUCCGUGGUAAGAGUCAAGAAUAUUGCCACAGCAAUAGGUAAUGAAUUGGAUGAUCAAACAACAACCCUCGAAGAAAUUGAAGAAGGUGUAGAAAAGGCCUCUUUCAAACUCAAACAAAAUAAUAAGAAGUUGGACAAGUUGAAUGGAGAAAGUUCAAAAUCCUCGUCAUCCUCUUCUUUCUCCCUCUUUGGAUGGUUGUGGUAA